Messenger RNA from Solanum dulcamara, 2042 nucleotides. RefSeq lists its product as uncharacterized. The coding region runs from base 153 to 1484 and encodes 443 amino acids. The record is from RefSeq and is a predicted model, not a curated record. Lineage: Eukaryota; Viridiplantae; Streptophyta; Magnoliopsida; Solanales; Solanaceae. The transcript has 2 exons.
UAUAUAUUAUAGUUAUUGAUUUCUUCUUCUCCAAAUUUGAUCGGUUACCGGAAAAGUUCGUGAUUUUCGAGCGGAAAAGUGUAUUCCGGCGAUGCUAUUGAGCUGUGGAGAGAUUUAUUUUAGGUGAUUCGUUGUGUAAAAUCGAGGAGAAGAUGAAUAGAGUGAACGGAGAGCAGAGAGGAGUUGAUAGCACUUUGGAGACUAUAAACGCUGCUGCAAAUGCAAUCGCUUCGGUUGAAAAUCGUGUUCCUCAAGCUUCGGUUCGGAAACGAAGAUGGGGAAGCUGCUGGAGCAUGUAUUGGUGUUUUGGCUCUCAGAAACAGACAAAACGAAUUGGACACGCAGUUUUUAUUCCAGAAACAACACCCUCUGGGGAAGAUAGACCUACUUCUAAUACUUCAAGUCAAGCUCCUUCUAUACUGCUUCCCUUCAUUGCACCUCCCUCAUCUCCUGCAUCUUUCUUGCCAUCAGAACCUCCUUCAGCAACGCAUUCACCAGUUGACUCAAAAUGCCUUUCUAUGUCUACAUAUUCUCCCAGUGGACCCGCCUCAAUUUUUGCUAUUGGGCCAUACGCUCAUGAACCUCAACUGGUCUCUCCACCUGUAUUCUCUACAUUCACUACUGAACCAUCUACUGCUCCAUUCACCCCUCCUCCUGAGUCAGUCCACUUGACUACACCCUCAUCACCUGAGGUACCAUUUGCUAAGCUUCUUGACCCCAACUACCAAAAUGUUGCUGCUGGUCACAGAUAUCCUUUUGCCCAGUAUGAAUUUCAGUCAUACCAACUUCAACCAGGGAGUCCAGUCAGCAAUUUGAUCUCGCCUGGGUCAGCCAUCUCUGUAUCUGGAACCUCAUCUCCUUUUCUUGACCGUGAGUUUACUCCUGGACGCCCUCAGUUCCUGAACCUGGAGAAAAUAGCCCCUCACGAAUGGGGAUCUCGGCAAGGAUCUGGGACUUUGACCCCUGAGGCAGUAAACCCCAAAUAUCAUGAUAAUUUCCUUCUCAAUUAUCAGAACUCUGGUGUUCAUCGUCUUCCAAAGCCCUUUAAUGGAUGGAAAAAUGAUCUAACAGUGUUUGAUCAUAGAGUUUCUUUCGAGAUAACUGCAGAAGAUGUUGUGAGGUGUGUGGAAAAGAAGCCAACUAUGAUGAUGAGAACUGGAUCAGUGUCUCUCCAGGAUGCAGAUUGUAGCACUAGAAGACAGGAAAACCUGGCUGAAAUGUCAAAUGGACACGAGCACAAUGGACAUGAGCCUUCCAGCGAAAUACGUGAGGGAUCAUCUACUGACGGAGAGGAUGGACAGAGGCAGCAGAAGCACAGAUCCAUCACUCUUGGAUCCUCGAAGGAAUUUAACUUUAACAAUUUGGAUGGAGGAUAUCCUGAUAAAGCUACUAUCGGUUCUGACUGGUGGGCCAAUGAGAAGGUUCUCGGAAAAGAACCCUGCAAUAACUGGAUCUUCCCUAUGAUGCAGCCCGGUGUCAGAUAACUGGUUUGCAUCCCUGUAGUAAAUCCACACCAUACUAAUAAGAUGCUGUUCAGCUGCCCUAAACUUCAAUACAACCAGCAGCAAAUACCGGAAACUCUUGAUAUCAAAAUGUGCAAGGGCGACGAGGUGUUGAAGGGAAAUGAUAUGUGCAGCAGAACUGAUAUAGGAAUUGAUACGAACGAAGGCUGUUUUUUUUAGGGCACUUCCUGAACCUAGGAUAAGAUAGAUAGGGAUGUAUUUUAGGAAUUACCAUUUGAUAAAACUAGUUUUGCUCUCCCCCAGUGAGUUUUUACAUUUAACUAAUAGUCUCUACUUUUUCUGCUUUCUAGCUCUUCUAUGUGUAAUAACAUAAAUAAUUUGUUAAAAACAAUGUAGACGAUAAUGUUCAUUUUGUUUGUUACAAGUUUGAUUUUUGCAAUAAUGAACUGAGGAGUUUGAAUAGAGCGACAUGGAAUGUAAGAAUCUGAAAAGACAAUAUCAUCCGUAAAGCACCUACGUGAGAUGUCUUGGUUGAUGGCACCUUAUGGGAUUGAGGCGUACUUGUUGUUCUUAUUUUGA